Periconia digitata is the source of this 2577-nucleotide messenger RNA. Lineage: Eukaryota; Fungi; Ascomycota; Dothideomycetes; Pleosporales; Periconiaceae. The record is from the annotation of a GenBank genome assembly.
AACCACUCUCCCAACUCACUGUACGUACUCCCCGGGCAUAGAGAAUCCUCAGAAUCACACGCCGUCGUAUCUUGCGAUCCCAACGACCCGUUGAAGCUCUGCCGGAAUCAUACUAACCUUAUCUGCCCAUCUCUAGAAUAUCUACUCAUUCUGACAUCUCAUCCUCACACAAUGCCUCCUACCGAUGUACCACCACCCCUCGAUGGGAAGAAGCGCAGGAUCGGCGUCAUGACGUCCGGCGGUGAUGCGCCUGGUAUGAACGGCGCUGUGCGCGCUGUCGUCCGCAUGGCCCUUUUCAGCAACUGCGAAGCUUUCGCCAUCUACGAAGGCUACGAAGGCCUCGUUCAAGGCGGAGAUAUGAUCAAAGAGAUGAACUGGGAGGAUGUCAGAGGCUUCUUAGCCGAAGGAGGUACUAUCAUCGGCACCGCACGAUGCAUGUCCUUCAUGGAACGAGAGGGUCGGAGAACUGCUGCCAAGAACAUGAUACUGAAAGGUAUCGAUGCUCUAGUCAUCUGCGGUGGAGACGGAAGUCUCACGGGCGCCGACAGGUUCCGCGACGAGUGGCCAAGUCUCAUCGAAGAGCUCGUGGAGAGAAAGGAGCUCACCUCCGAGCAGGUUGCACCGUUCAAACACCUAAACAUCGUCGGCCUCGUUGGCUCAAUAGACAACGAUCUGAGCAUGACUGAUGCUACCAUUGGAUGCUACAGCUCACUGGCCAGAAUUUGCGAGGCCAUCGAUUCCGUUGACACCACUGCCACGAGCCAUCAACGCGCUUUCGUCGUGGAAACCAUGGGAAGGCACUGUGGCUGGCUCACGCUGAUGGCUGGCGUAGCUACCGGAAGUGACUUCAUCUUCAUUCCAGAGAAGCCAGUUGAGGACGGGUGGGAGGACAAUAUGCUUUCCAUCGUCAAAAAGCACCGCCAGUUGGGCAAACGCAAGACUAUUGUGAUUGUAGCCGAAGGGGCCAUUGAUGUUCACCUCAACAAAAUCACACCCACUCAGAUCAAGGACAUUCUUUCCAAAGCCGGAUUGGACACCAGGGUUACUACACUUGGACACGUACAAAGAGGAGGACAGCCUGCCGCUUACGAUAGAAUGUUGUCUACACUUCAGGGCGUGGAAGCAGUCAAAGCUGUUCUGGAAGCCACCCCUGAGACCCCAUCCCCUGUUAUUUGCAUGAUCGAGAACAAGAUUGUGCGUCGCCCAUUGCUCGAAGCCGUGGCCCAAACCAAGGAGGUUGCCAAGGCAAUCGAAAGCAAGGACUUUGAAAAGGCCAUGCGCCUCCGAGACGCUGAAUUCGCCGAAUACUACCGUUCAUACCAGAUUACAACUUCUGCGGAUCAGCCCGAGCUCAAGCUACCAGAGGAGAAGAGAUUGCGCAUUGGUAUCAUUCACGUCGGAGCUCCUGCAGGAGGCAUGAACGCCGCCACUCGUGCUGUUGUAGCAUACUGUUUAGCAAGGGGUCAUACACCCAUUGCACUUCAUAACGGUUUUCCGGGGCUUAUUCGACAUCACUCUGAUGAGCCCAGGGGAGCAGUGCGGGAGAUUGACUGGCUUGACGCUGACGGUUGGGCUAACAAGGGCGGUUCAGAGAUCGGUACGAACCGUGGAUUGCCCAGCGAAGACAUCGAGACGGUUGCAUUUGUGUUCAAAAAAUACAACAUCCAAGCGUUGUUUGUGGUAGGAGGUUUCGAAGCCUUCACCGCGGUCAGCGAAUUGCGCAAAGGCCGUGAGCACUACAAGGCCUUCAAAAUACCCAUGGUCAUUCUGCCAGCUACAAUCUCUAACAAUGUCCCCGGUACUGAGUACUCGAUUGGAUCCGAUACUUGUCUCAAUGCUUUGAUUGAAUACUGCGAUGCUUGCCGACAGUCCGCAUCUGCUUCACGCCGACGUGUCUUCGUCAUCGAAACCCAAGGUGGAGAGUCCGGCUAUAUUGCCACAGUGGCCGGUCUUUCCAUAGGCGCAUUCGCAGUGUAUACUCCAGAAGACGGAAUUAAUCUCAAGAUGCUCGAUCGUGACAUUGAUACUCUGGGAGAUGUCUUCCGAAGAGACAAGGGGCAAAAUCGCGCAGGCAAGGUUAUUCUUGUGAACGAGAAAACCAGCAAGACAUAUAGUGUUCAAAUUAUCGCGGACAUGAUUGCAGAGGCUGGCAAGGGCAAGUUUGAGAGCCGUCACGGUGUGCCUGGGCACUUCCAACAAGGCACCACGCCUUCACCUAUGGACCGCGUUCGUGCUGUGAGGUUUGCCUUCCGCUCACUGGAACACCUUGAGUCAUUCGCCGGUAUGGAUAUUGAAGAAAUUGACGACGACCCAAUGAGCACUGCUGUGAUCGGAAUCAAGGGUGCCAAAGUUCUCUUCUCCCCCAUGGAGAAUAUCGAAAAGAAGGAGACCGAUUGGCAUCGUCGCCGCCCCAAGAACGAGUUCUGGAUGGAUCUGAAGCAAUAUGUGAACAUUCUUAGCGGACGUCCAUCGCAGGCCAAGGAGUAGACGUUCAGUUUUUUGGUAGCCUUUUUGUCCUUUCUUGUAGUUUUGUGAUUUUCUUGCACGAUUUGAUGAUAGAUGGCGAUAUGAUAUUCC